Molecule: messenger RNA, 1197 nt
Organism: Prorocentrum cordatum
Lineage: Eukaryota; Dinophyceae; Prorocentrales; Prorocentraceae
Source: the annotation of a GenBank genome assembly
AUGCUCGACAUCGCAUUCUCUGACUGCCUGAGGUCGGGCGACAUCGCCCGCAUGCACGGCAUAUCGAAACGAUGGGUGAUGGCAUUGCGCUUGUAUGUGUGUGGGAUGCUUCUGGCUUGUCAAAACCUUGUUCUGGGCUGUCUUAUCAUGCUUGCGUCAACGAACAGGCCGCUCUUCAUUAUGACGCGUCUGGCCUGGGAUGAAACAGGUGAACGCCUUGCACUUGGCAGCGGGACGGAAGGCUGCGACACUUCGGUCUUCCAUGUGCUCGUUGCUAGAAUGCGGAUGCUCAUUGCCUUUGAGGAUCCGACUGGCCCCGAGGCGCCUCCAAAGGUUUUCUCCUACUCCUUCAUCAUGCCUCCUUUGGUGGUGCCAUCGACGUCUGCAGGGAAUAUUUACCAUGCAUUGUUUUGGUCGGAGUUCACUGGGCCGAUAUUUCAUGCAGUGACGUUGUUGCAACAGAGAGCUCGCUUCGUUAUCAAUUUGAAUGAGACGGAUGGCGCUCACGCGAAUGACAAAUUAGCUGCGUUUCUUCUGUCAUGCAACAGCCUUCCAAAUUUUUUGUGGGAGCACUUGCAUUGCGCUCUGCAUGCGAACCAAUUGGUUGAAGCAUCCAUCUUGACGAGUCUAGGCACGAAGAUCUUAUCCCGGAUGUAUUCGCUGUCGCUGUUUUUGCACACCAGCGGCUAUUUCCUCAGGCUUGUGCGCAUGCUGAAACCCAUGAUUACGGACGCCAUUCACAUACGCACUGAGGAGGAGCAUGGCCGUCCGACUGAGCAGAUGGUUCAAUAUGGGAACGAGCUCAGAAAUUAUGUGAUGUGCCGCCGGAAUCGUUUUGUUCGGCUGCAGGCUCGGAUUCGACACCAUUGGCUUCGAGCUGACAACCCGCAUUCUGAAUCCGAUGGCGACGGACAGACAGCCCCGAGCCAAGCGGAGCGCAAGUUCAAAGAACUCGUUGAUCGUUUUUUCAAAGAUUGGAAUGGCCCUCUCUGGGAUGAUUCUGGAAUCACGAUGUUCAAAUUUACUGGGGACACGCGAUCGGAGGACGCCAUAAUUUCGGACAUGGCGUUGAGUGCGCGUUCUUUUCUGUAUGGCAAGAUACCAGCGACACCUGCUGCAAAUAAGUGGACCAAGUUGGGACCGUGCGUUGAUGCCAUCGUGGUCGCUGAGCUUGCGCGCGGAACGAUGGUCAAGUAG